UCUAAAGAGAGAUGAGCGGCAGUGGCAGUGGCAGUGGCAGUGGUAGUGGCAGUGUGUGAAGUGUUGAGUAGUAAGUUGAGUGAGAGUGACAAUCCAUUUAAAAUAGGUUUCAGAGUUGGCAAAUCUGAUUGAGCGAUGGAUUCAGAUUUCGGGGUAGCAAGAGAACUUUCUCAUCUGCAAAACCUCCGCUCUCAGUACCAACCCCAACUCCCCCCUUGCCUUCAGGGAACUACAGUCAGUGUAGAGUUUGGCGAUGCAACCACAGCUCCUGACCCCUCAGACACCCACACCAUAAGUAGGUUUUUUCCUCACACUUAUGGUCAACCUCUGGCACAUUUCCUGAGGGCGACCGCUAAGGUUCCUAAUGCUCAAGUAAUUACUGAGUAUCCUGCCGUUAGGGUGGGAGUCGUUUUCUGUGGUAGACAAUCACCUGGAGGACAUAAUGUUAUUUGGGGUCUUCUUGAUGCUCUAAAAGUUCAUAACCCCGAAAGUACUUUGCUUGGAUUCUUGGGUGGUUCUGAAGGUUUAUUUGCACAAAAAACUUUAGAGAUUACUGAUGACAUUCUUCGGACCUACAAGAAUCAAGGUGGUUAUGAUUUGCUUGGACGGACAAAAGAUCAAAUUAGAACAACGGAGCAAGUCAAUGCAGCACUUAGUGCGUGCACAACGCUGAAGUUGGAUGCUCUUGUUAUAAUUGGAGGUGUGACAUCAAACACAGAUGCUGCCCAACUUGCAGAAACUUUUGCAGAAAGAAAGUGCCCCACAAAGGUCGUUGGUAUUCCUGUUACUUUAAAUGGAGAUCUUAAAAACCAGUUUGUUGAGACAAAUGUGGGUUUUGACACAAUAUGUAAGGUUAAUUCCCAGUUGAUUAGCAAUGUCUGUACUGAUGCACUGUCGGCAGAGAAGUAUUAUUACUUUAUCCGACUCAUGGGUCGGAAGGCAUCUCAUGUUGCUUUAGAGUGCACUCUCCAGUCCCAUCCCAAUAUGGUUAUUCUUGCCGAAGAAGUGGCUGCAUCCAAGCUUACACUUUUUGACAUCACAAAACAAAUUUGUGAUGCAGUUCAAACCAGAGCAGGGCAAGACAAGCACCAUGGUGUCAUCCUGUUGCCAGAGGGCCUUAUAGAAAGCAUUCCUGAAGUCUAUGCUCUAUUGCAGGAAAUUCAUCGGUUGCUCAGAGAAGGUGUCUCUGCCGAUAGCAUAUCAGCUCAACUGUCACCUUGGUCAUCUGCGUUGUUUGAGUUCCUGCCACCAUUCAUAAGAAAACAGCUCCUUCUCCACCCAGAAUCAGAUGACUCUGCACAGCUGUCUCAGAUUGAGACAGAAAAGCUCCUAGCUCAUCUCGUGGAAGCAGAAAUGAACAAACGAUUGAAAAAAGGAACCUACAAGGGAAAGAAAUUCAAUGCCAUUUGCCAUUUCUUCGGUUAUCAAGCUCGGGGAUCAUUGCCAUCUAAAUUUGAUUGUGAUUAUGCCUAUGUUCUUGGUCAUAUCGGCUAUCACAUACUCGCAGCCGGUUUGAAUGGUUACAUGGCAACUGUAAAUAACUUGAAGAAUCCUGUAAACAAGUGGCGUUGUGGUGCUGCUCCUAUCACAGCCAUGCUGACUGUUAAGCAUUAUGGUCAUGGUAAUGGAGCUUUGACCAUUGGAAAACCAGCUCUGUAUCCAGCAACUGUUGAUCUGAAUGGAAGGGCCUAUGAGUUGCUGAGACAAAAUGCCACCAAGUUUUUGAUGGAUGAUCUUUAUAGAAACCCUGGACCCCUUCAGUUUGAUGGCCCUGGUGCAGAUGCAAAGGUUGUAACUCUUUGUCUUGAGGACCAUGAUUACAUGGGUCGCAUCCAAAAGUUGCAGGAAUACCUCGACAAGGUGCGUUCCAUAGUGAAGCCAGGAUGUUCCCAAGAUGUUCUUAAAGCUGCUUUGAGUGCCAUGGCUUCUGUGACUGACAUUCUCUCAGUGAUGUCCUCACCUAUGAGUCCUUCUAAAAAUGUGUACCCAGUUCUGACAGCCACACCUCGUUUUUGAGGCACCACUGCUCGAACUCAUAGGAGUACGUCUGUGGGCACCCUUUGUGCCAUGUCCUUGUAAACAGGCUCUCUCAAAAUUUUGUAGGCUUAGAACGAUUGGUGGACUAACAGACCCUGUUUCUUUUAAUCUUUUUCUUUGCUUUAUGUAACAUUGAGACAUUUGUUUCUUGAGGAAUAAUAAACCAUCCAUACACUUGCUAGAUAUUAAACCAAA
Messenger RNA from Sesamum indicum (sesame), 2232 nucleotides. RefSeq names its product pyrophosphate--fructose 6-phosphate 1-phosphotransferase subunit alpha. Gene Ontology annotation, biological process: glycolytic process; photosynthesis; response to glucose. The record is from RefSeq and is a predicted model, not a curated record. NCBI's taxonomy places the organism in Eukaryota, Viridiplantae, Streptophyta, Magnoliopsida, Lamiales, Pedaliaceae. Gene Ontology annotation, cellular component: cytosol. Gene Ontology annotation, molecular function: 6-phosphofructokinase activity; diphosphate-fructose-6-phosphate 1-phosphotransferase activity; ATP binding.